AUGAUUCUCUCUUUUUCUUACUCUUUCUCUUCUUUAUUCGUAUACUCUUUUUCUCAACCUUUCUCUUUCUCUCCUUUAUUUAUUCCUAUUCUUUUUUCACACACUUUCUCUUUUUCUUCUUUAUUUAUUCCUAUUCUUUUUUCUCACCCUUUCUCUUUUUCUUCUUUAUUUAUUCCUAUUCUUUUUUCUCACCCUUUCUCUUUUUCUUCUUUAUUUAUUCCUAUUCUUUUUUCUCACCCUUUCUCUUUUUCUUCUUUAUUUAUUCCUAUACUCUUUUUCUCACCCUUUCUCUUUUCUUCUUUAUUUAUUCCUAUACUCUUUUUUCUCACCCUUUCUCUUUUUUCUUCUUUAUUUAUUCCUAUACUCUUUUUUCUCACCCUUUUCUUUUUUCUUCUUUAUUUAUUCCUAUACUUUUUUCUCACCCUUUCUCUUUUUCUUCUUUAUUUAUUCCUAUUCUUUUUUCUCACCCUUUCUCUUUUUCUUCUUUAUUUAUUCCUAUUCUUUUUUCUCACCCUUUCUCUUUUUCUUCUUUAUUUAUUCCUAUACUCUUUUUCUCACCCUUUCUCUUUUUCUUCUUUAUUUAUUCCUAUACUCUUUUUCUCACCCUUUCUCUUUUUCUUCUUUAUUUAUUCCUAUACUCUUUUUCUCACCCUUUCUCUUUUUCUUCUUUAUUUAUUCCUAUACUCUUUUUCUCACCCUUUCUCUUUUUCUUCUUUAUUUAUUCCUAUUCUUUUUUCUCACCCUUUCUCUUUUUCUUCUUUAUUUAUUACUAUACUAUUUUUCUUAUUUUCUGUUCUUUUUUGUCCUGUUGAUAUUUUUUCUGUUUUUUUUCUUUAUAAAUUCUCCAACUCUAUUUCAAUUCUUUACUUCCCCCCCUUUCAUUUUCCCCUUCACUUUCACUUUUCUUUCCAUUUUCUUUUCCUUUUUUUCCUUUUCCUUCCUUUUCCCAUUCCCUCCUUUUCUCCUUUUCUUUCCUUUUCUCCUUUUCUUUCCUUUUCCCCUUUUCUUUCCUUUUCCCCUUUUCUUUCUCUUUUUUUCUCUUUUCCCCUUUUCUUUCCUUUUUACCCUGUUCUUUCCUUUUUACCCUGUUCUUUCCUUUUUCCCCUUUUCUUUCCUUUUUCCCCUUUUCUUUCCCAUUAUCUUACUCUUUUUUUUCUCUAUUUUACCCAUUUUCUUUUUUCCCUUAUAAUUCUUCUACUUAAAUUUUUUUCUAUUUUUGACCUUUUUUCUUCUUUUCUCUUCUCACAUUAUUUUUGCCAUUUUUCACAUCUUUACUUGUCUUUCUCUUUUUUGCCAAAUUUUUCCAUCUUUUCUCUUUUCUCUUUUUCUUUUCCUUUCUUAAGCUUUGUCGUAAUACGGCCAACUGCAAGCAGCAGCCGGCAACCAGAAUGGUACCAAAUGGUUACUGUAAAGAAAAAUUGUCCUGAUGAUUUACGCAUUAAGAUUGCUGUUCGAAUGGACAAACCACAAAACAUGAAACAUUGCGGGUAUCUGUUUGCAUUGGGGAAAACAGUUUGGAAAAAAAGCAAAAAGAGAUACUUUGUUUUAGUUCAGGUCUCGCAAUACACAUUUGCAAUGUGCAGUUACCGUGAGAAAAAACCAGAACCGACUGAAAUGAUGCAACUUGAUGGCUUUACUGUAGAUUAUACAGAGCCACACCCGGAAUUUACUGAAGGUGGCAAGUGCUUCUUUAACAUUGUGAAAGAAGGAGAUACGGUCACUUUUGCUACUGAAGAUGAAACUGAACGUACACUGUGGGUUCAAGCAAUAUACCGAGCAACUGGGCAGACACACAAGCCUGUCCCACCCGUGAUGCAAACAAACAAGAUUAGCAAUACUCAGAUCUCGAGAAUGCAGGGAGAUGCAGAUCGAGCUCGAAAACAUGGAUUGGAUGAAUUUGUCCAGGCAAAUCCUUGCCUUUUUGAUCAUCAUGAAAUGUUUAGCCUCUUACAGAGUUUAUCUCUUGAUUAUAGAUUAAAUGAUGCUUACACAUCUUUGGGUUGGUUUAGUCCAGGUCAAGUUUUUGUUUUAGAUGAAUAUACUGCACGCUAUGGCGUUCGUGGUUGUCACCGGCAUCUUUGCUAUUUGAAUGACUUAUUGACUCGAGCUGAGAAGGGAACCAUGAUCGAUCCAACCUUGAUUCACUACAGCUUUGCAUUUUGUGCUUCUCAUGUACAUGGAAAUAGACCUGAUGGCAUCGGAACAGUUCUUUUAUCUGAGAAGGAAAAGUUCGAUGAAAUCAAGGAGCGAUUGCGUGUACUAUUAGAAAAUCAGAUUACGAACUUCAGAUACUCCUUUCCUUUCGGGAGACCUGAAGGUGCUCUGAAAGCAACUUUAUCUUUGUUAGAACGGGUUCUGAUGAAAGAUAUAGUUACACCAGUCACUCCUGAAGAAUCCAUUGUCUUCUUUUUUCUUCUCCUCUACUCUCUGCUUGACUUUCUCAGUGAUUGA
Messenger RNA from Acanthosepion pharaonis, 2451 nucleotides. Lineage: Eukaryota; Metazoa; Mollusca; Cephalopoda; Sepiida; Sepiidae. The record is from the annotation of a GenBank genome assembly.